AUGCAGUCCCACUUCAGUGUUGGAGCACCAGGAAGUACAAUACUCGUCACAACACGUGAAGAAAAAGUUGCAAAAUUGAUUGGAGCCACUGAAGUGUACAAUUUGAAGGUUCUAUCAGAUGAAGAGUGUCUGAAUGUAUUUAUGCAACAUAUUAACAAUCACAGACCACCAAAUUUUGAUGCAGUAUUUGCCAAGAAAAUUGUUGAAAAAUGCAAUGGACUGCCAUUGGCGGCAAAAACUCUUGGUGGUAUUUUACGUUGUGAAGAAGUUGACAGAUGGAAUGAAGUAUUGGAUGACAAGUUGUGGAGUAUAUCAAAUAACGAGAGUAGCAUACUCCCAGUUUUGAAGCUGAGUUAUCAUUAUCUUCCUUCAACUUUAAAGAGGUGCUUUGCCUAUUGCUCAAUAUUUCCCAAUAACUAUGAAUUUAAGAAGAAGCAAUUAAUCCUUCUAUGGAUGGCAGAGGGUAUUCUUCAGCAGCCAGAAGGAAGUAACCAGAUGGAAGAUAUUGGUGGCAACUAUUUUGAGGAGCUGUUAUCUAGGUCAUUAUUUCAAAAGUCGAGCAAAAGUAAUUCACUUUAUGUAAUGCAUGAACUUGUUGGUGAUUUGGCACGGUGGGCCUCUGGUGAUACAUAUUUCAAAUUGGAGGAUAAGGUGGAUGGCAAAUGCUCUCCAAAGACUCGUCAUUCUUCUUACAUUUCCGGUAAGUUUGAUGGGGUCACCAAAUUUGAAAAGGCAUUCUCUGAAGCAAAGAGUUUACGAACUUUCCUACAACUUUCAAUCUCACAUGGUCAUGAGAAUUAUCUAACUUGUAAGGUUACUUUUGAGAAGUUGCCAAAGUUAGUGUUUACGAGUACUUUCUUUGAAUGGCUAUCAAAUAAGUCUAUUGCCGGAAUCAAUUGGUCAUCUGAAGCAUCUACGGUACCUUGA
Molecule: messenger RNA, 927 nt
Organism: Rosa chinensis
Lineage: Eukaryota; Viridiplantae; Streptophyta; Magnoliopsida; Rosales; Rosaceae
Product: putative disease resistance RPP13-like protein 1
Exons: 1
Coding region: 1-927 (308 amino acids)
Biological process (GO): defense response to other organism
Molecular function (GO): ADP binding
Source: RefSeq, a predicted model, not a curated record